Penaeus vannamei (Pacific white shrimp) is the source of this 1033-nucleotide messenger RNA. Its product is annotated as selenoprotein F. The record is from RefSeq and is a predicted model, not a curated record. Gene Ontology annotation, molecular function: oxidoreductase activity. NCBI's taxonomy places the organism in Eukaryota, Metazoa, Arthropoda, Malacostraca, Decapoda, Penaeidae. Gene Ontology annotation, cellular component: endoplasmic reticulum lumen.
UCAGCCAAUCAGCGAGCAGUGCGUGUGUUGACAGCAGGAGGAGGAACAACAACUCAGCCGAGUCGUCCUCACCAUGAUGGUCGACCCCGGCGGGAUAGGCCUCUUUAUAGCGGCCACGCUGUUGUCCAUAGUGGAGGCAGUGCAGGAGCUGUCCACAGAGGAAUGCUUCGCUGUCGGCCUGAACAAGGCUAACCUCCUGUGCUCUUCUUGUGAUACUCUCAAGGAGUUCAACCUUGAUGUACUGGAGGCAAAUUGCCGUGGGUGCUGCAAUGUGGAUGACGUAAAUGCCACCCCAACGAAGUACCCGCGGGCCAUCCUCGAGGUCUGUGGAUGACGACUGGGAGCAUUCCCGCAGGUUCAGGCAUUUGUAAAGAGUGACCGGCCUGCGGCUUUCCCAAAUCUUACCAUUAAGUAUGUAAGAGGUGCAGAUCCCAUCAUUAAGUUGAUGGAUGAGGAUGGCGAUGUUAUGGAAACAUUGGCAAUCGAUAAAUGGAACACCGAUUCCGUGGAGGAGUUCCUUAAUACCUAUCUUAUACUGCCAGGACAAGAGGAAGAAGCCGAUGAUUUUGAAGAAUCUAACCUUUUAUAAUGACUUUGUUACGUAACCAUGACCUUUAAUGAUUUUUAUCCAUCGAGAAUUUAAAGAAGAAAAUUUGUUAUAAUAUUUCGUACUUAGAUACCCUCGGUUUUAUAUAUUAUAUAGUAAUUCUAUUUAGUGCAUUUGUUAAAAAUUUGCAAAGAAAUUCUUUUUUUUUUUUCUUUUCUUUUCUUUUUUUUUCCCUUUUGUAGACUCCUUUUAUAGAUCAAGAAUUGCCAGAACUUCCAGUAUGUUAAGGUUAAGAAGUGUCUGAGAAAUAGUUGUUGCUGUGUGGGGCAUCCGGAGUGUAGUGUCUCCUAGGACAUGGAUUAAGCGUGAUGAAGGGGGAACCAUAAACCGUAAUUGGAGGGUUCUCGCGGAUGGAGCUGUCUCUGUUCUGUGAGACUGCACUACAGCUGCCUUGUGCAGUAACAAUAAAGUCCUUUUUGAUAUAAA